UUUGUAAGUUGUGAGCGGAUGUUGUCUCCUGACCUGACUGAAGCGUAGCGUGUCACAGACACUUUUUUUUUCAGGGAACUGCGGUCGGCCGGUUUGACUGUCGGUGCGGACAUGAGAGGGAUUCGGGUUCGGUAACCUGGUACUUCCCGGUGUGUCAGAACGGGGCUGUCCGAGCGGACCGGGCUCUUAGAAAAGCCGGCUGGGUAAGCUAGCUCCAGGCGCUAACUUCACGGACCGGAGGAGGCAGCAGCAGCAGCRGCAGCGGCAGCGGCAGCGGGGCCUCGGGCUGGUUACCACUCGGCUUCACGGACAUAGACACCCCGCACACCCCGUUUAGUUUUCCGGAGCGACAUCCUGCUAACAUGGACAACUUGAGUGAAGCUCUGGAGAAACUGAAGCUGGCGUCAUCAGACAGCACCAGCGACAGCACUGAGAGUUGUCUGGACUGCCUGCUCAAGGCUCUCGCCAACAACAACACUGAGGCCAGUAUGAAGAUCCAGGAGAUGGGCAUCCUUCCCCUGCUCCCCACCCUGCUCAAUCCCCAGUCUUCCUGCACCCCUAAAGUAGCCAACAUCAUAGCUGAAGUGGCAAAAAAUGAGUUCAUGCGGAGUUCCUGUGUGGAUGCCGGCCUCAUCCCUCCUCUAGUUCAGCUGCUAAGCUCCACGGACCAGGAGGUUUUACUGCAGACUGGCCGAGCGCUUGGUAACAUCUGUUAUGACAGCCAUGAGGGCAGGAGUGCCGUUCACCUGGCAGGAGGGGCUCAAAUAAUAGCUGAACUCAUUAAAUCCCUCUCCCAAAAUACUGAUCCGGAAAAUGAGAAGCUCUUGACUGUCUUUUGUGGCAUGCUGGUGAACUAUAGCAAUGAUAAUGAGUCCAGCAAAGAGCAGUUUGCCUCCACCAACAUCGCUGAGGAGCUGGUGCGUCUCUUCCAGAAGCAGACAGAGCACGAGAAGAAGGAAAUGAUUUUUGAGGUUCUGGCUCCACUUGCUGAAAAUGAUAUGAUCAAGCUGCAGCUGGUGGAGGCAGGCCUGGUGGAGUGUCUGCUGGAGGUGGUAGCUCAGACCGUGGAUGGAGAGCGGGAGGAGGACAUCGCUCAGCUCAAGACUGCCUCUGACCUCAUGGUUCUCCUGCUUCUCGGAGAUGAGUCCAUGCAAAAGCUGUUUGAAGGAGGAAAGGGCAGCGUCUUCCAGAGGGUCCUGUCCUGGAUACCAUCCCACAACCACCAGCUGCAGCUGGCUGGGGCUUUGGCCAUCGCUAACUUCGCCCGCAACGAUGGAAACUGCAUUCACAUGGUGGACACUGGAAUUGUACAGAAGCUUCUGGAACUGUUAGAUCGCCACGUUGAAGAAGGAAACGUUACUGUCCAACACGCUGCGCUGAGCGCCUUGAGGAACCUGGCUAUACCUGUGGUCAACAAAUCCAAGAUGUUGUCUGUAGGCGUGGCAGACGUGGUGUUGAAGUUCCUACAGUCAGAGAUGCCUCCGGUUCAGUUUAAACUCCUGGGAACAUUACGGAUGCUGAUCGAUACACAAGCUGCAGCUGAGAAGGACUUUGUCGGAUCCAACUUGGUGUCGGUUCUUCACAAGCUGCUGUCAGACGAGCGGAGCGCUCCAGAGAUUAAAUACAAUUCCAUGAUUUUCGUCUGUGCAGUCAUGGGCUCAGAGCCUCUUUACAAAGAGGUGCAGAGCCUGGCCUUCAUCGACGUGGUGUCUAAGCUGAGGGCUCAUGAAAACAAGACGGUAUCACAUCAGGCCUCGCUCACAGAGCAGCGACUAACUGCACAGAGCUAAAUGACUGUCCAACCUCUUCCCCCUCCCCUCCCCCCAGACACACCCACCCACCCAAAUGCCUGCCAACCCACCUGAUUACCCAGCUGACACCUAAUGACUGCUCUCCCGUGUCCCAUCGUCAUGUGCCAAGGUACCACGUCGAGUUAACUGCCAGCCACAGUCAUCGACCCCCCCCCACCCCCCUCCACUAGGCUUAGACUGAUGUGCAAUACUUUGAGCUUAAUACACAUCAUUCAAUCUCAACAUUUUCUGAUUGAUUUCUUCUCCUCUGUGGGAGAAACUCCACCUCAAAGCUCUGAAACAGGAUGGUCUCCCUUUGAAGCCAUAAUAGAAAGUUUUCUCCAGGCGUGGAGGCGGUCUGACCUCCUUCUGUGUCAAACGCUCCCUGUGCUGUGACCACUGACACCAGUGUGUUAAAACUGAACUGGGAGGUAGGGUGUAAAACCCAUUCCCAGCUCUGCUUGUGCAUGUUCAACCUACCACUAGUGGCUCUGCUGGAGCCGAGGCGCCGUAAACAGUCUGACGCAAUAGAAGAGACAGCACUCUUUAAAGACCAUAGCUGUGACCCCACCCACCAGUCAUGAUGAUGCAACAAAACAACAACUAUUAAAAAAAGGCUUCUCUUGUCA
Molecule: messenger RNA, 2419 nt
Organism: Austrofundulus limnaeus
Lineage: Eukaryota; Metazoa; Chordata; Actinopteri; Cyprinodontiformes; Rivulidae
Gene: rap1gds1
Product: RAP1, GTP-GDP dissociation stimulator 1
Biological process (GO): positive regulation of GTPase activity
Molecular function (GO): guanyl-nucleotide exchange factor activity; protein binding
Source: RefSeq, a predicted model, not a curated record